AUGGCGAUCGAGAACUCGCGAGAAAACAAAGGUAUUGUCGCUAUAGAACACGCUGGCUGCCUCAUGGUAUAUCUGUCGACAUACCAGCAGCAGCGCGCCGAUUCUGGACUCGAGUUCCGUCUUAAACCUGGCUGUCAGGGCGUAGAGUCCCUCAUCUGUGUCGUAAUUUCUUCGUUUGGGUUCGACCGCAUGGUAAGCAUCGGUGUUGUGAAGGAGGAUUGGUUCGGCGCGCUUGAACAAUUGUUCGUAAAUCAAGUUGCGGAUCUCGCCUGGUCGGUUAAGGAAUGA
Alternaria incomplexa is the source of this 288-nucleotide messenger RNA. RefSeq lists its product as uncharacterized. Bases 1 to 288 code for a protein of 95 amino acids. The record is from RefSeq and is a predicted model, not a curated record. The transcript has 2 exons. Lineage: Eukaryota; Fungi; Ascomycota; Dothideomycetes; Pleosporales; Pleosporaceae.